CGAUAAUCUUAGCCACUCCACACAAAAAGGAGCUCAUCAUUUCUUUCUCUGGAGACUUUUCUUCCACCUACAGUAUCAGUUUUCAACGCGCUUCGUCUUGGAGCCAUGGACGUUUUUUAUACAAGCAAUUUCCUGGGUUGUGAAUAUUCUUUGUCAGAACUUAAUAACCCAUCUUAUUUGAGGAGAAAGCUAAGUUCUUGUUUCACAAAUGAAUAUUUUAAGAUUCUUCAAUAUUUUUCUGCUCAAGUUUUCCAUCAUUAUUACUCUAUGCGCAAUAACCCCACUCUCAGCCCAAAAUUCAAGCGCAGUGAAGGUAGAUGUUGGGGUGAUUCUAGAUUUGAAAACAGAGAGUGGGAAGAUGAGGAAGACAAGCAUGUCACUAGCUCUUGCUGAUUUCUAUGGCAGUGGCAGCCAUAAAACCCAGAUUAUCCCUCACUUCAGAGACUCGAAUACUGAUGAUGUUGCUGCAGCUGCUGCAGGUAAAAGCCAUAGACCUGUUGAAGAAUGUAAAAGUGCAGGCAAUCCUGGGGCCUCAGAUGUCCACACAGGCAAAUUUUGUGAUUGAUAUCGGGAAGAGAGUCAAAGUUCCUAUUCUCUCUCCCGCCACAAACCCUUCACUUUCUCCCAACCAAAGUGAAUACUUCAUCAGAGUCUCACAGAGUUCAUCUGCUCAGGUCAAAGCCAUUGCUGCCAUCGUCAAAGCUUUUGGCUGGCGGGAGGUCGUGUUUGUGUACGAGGACAGUGACUUCGGGAGGGGCAUUCUCCCUCAUUUGACCAACGCCAUGAUGGAAGUCAACGUCUUUGUCCAUUACAGAAGCGUUCUGGCACCUUCGGCAGAUGACGAGCUAGUCCUCAUGGAGCUCUACAAGCUGAUGACGAUGCAAACAAGGGUGUUCAUCGUGCAUCUAUCGCCGGACACAGGAUCCCGCCUUUUUCAGAAGGCGAAUGAUGUCGGAAUGAUGAGUGCAGGCUACGUAUGGAUUCUCACGCACUCAUGCAUGAGUCUUUUGGGGUCCACUGAUCCUACAAUGAUUGAUAACAUGCAAGGAGUUCUGGGGGUGAAGCCGUACGUACAACCAUCCGCUCAGCUGAAAAUCUUCACAAAGAGAUGGAGAAAGAAGUUUUAUGAGGAGAACCCAGCGACGGACGACGAAGAAGAGAUGGUAGACAUUUUCGGGUUGUGGGCAUAUGACAGCAUGACAUUAUUAGCCAUAGCGCUUGAGAGAGUAGAUGCAGCCAAUCAAGGAUUCAAUCAGGUAGUCAGCGGAGGAGAGACUUUAUCUGACAUGGACACUAUAGGGACCUCACUUUUAGGGCCUGUACUCAUAGAAUCGCUCAGAAAUAUCAAAGUCAAAGGGCAAAGUGGUCAAUUCAAUAUUGUCAACGGAGAGUUGCAGCCGUCGGUGUUUCAGAUUGUGAAUGUGGGUGGAACAGAGAGAAGGGUAGGGUUCUGGACAGAAGAGUAUGGGCUCUCCAAGAAGCUGAAGCAUAGUAGUAGUGAUAGCACAAGUGUACAGUACACAGCUAACAUGUAUGAUCUUGGGGUAAUCACCUGGCCAGGUGACUCUGAUAUAGUUCCUAAAGGAUGGGAAAACCCCACAAAUGGGAAAAAGAAGUUGAGGGUUGGAGUUCCUGUUAAAGGAGGGCUUGAACAGUUUGUGAAAGUGACUAAGGAUCCCCAGACAAACAGAGUGACCGUGACAGGUUUCUGUAUUGAUGUUUUUGAGGAAGUUCUCAAGAACUUACCUUAUGCUGUUCCGUUUGACUAUGUACCUUACGGAAUCCCUCACAGCCAAAACCUGCCAGACUAUGAUGAACUUGUCCGCCAGGUUUUUAUUGGGACGUUUGAUGCAGUCGUUGGAGAUGUGACCAUCUUGGCGAACAGGUCCGAUAGGGUUGAAUUCACACUCCCCUAUACAGAAUCUGGGGUGAUAACAGUCGUCCCAGUAAAGCAAGAUAGGAGGAGGAGUGCCUGGAUUUUCUUAAAGCCUUUGAAAACAGAGCUUUGGGUGACAACAGGAGCUUUCUUCAUCUUUAUUGGCUCCGUGAUUUGGGUGCUUGAACAUCGCAUAAACAAAGAGUUUCAAGGUCCUCGUCACAAGCAGAUUGGGAUGAUCUUCUGGUUCUCUUUCUCCACUCUAGUCUUUGCUCAUAGAGAAAAGGUGAUCAGCAAUCUAUCAAGAUUUGUCAUCAUCAUUUGGGUCUUUGUAGUGCUGGUGCUUACCUCAAGUUACACGGCCAGCUUAACGUCCAUGUUAACAGUCCAACAGCUGCAACCAACCAUCUCAAACAUUAAAGAUCUCAUAAAGAACCGAGAAUCUGUAGGAUACCAGGAUGGGUCUUUUGUCAGGGGCCUUUUGAAGUACAUGCAAUUAGACAGCUCAAAAUUUCGGAAUUACAGCUCGUUGGAAGAGUACCAUGAAGCCCUCACCAAAGGAAGCCAAAACGGAGGUGUUGCUGCCAUUGUUGAUGAACUGCCCUACAUGAGACUCUUUCUCGCAAAGUACUGUGGGAAGUACACCAUGGUUGGCCCAACUUACAAGACAGCAGGAUUUGGAUUUGUAACUUCACUAAAAACCCUCAGCUUUUAUAUCUUCAUUUCAUAAGGCUGCGAUUGGAACUCAGAAAAUGGUAGGGAAAGGGAAAAGGAAAAAUGCAAGGGAAAAUAUUUUUUAUGCUAUAUUUGACUUCGGAAAAUUAAAUAUGCCUACAAAUUUUGAAAAUAUUGCAUAGACUUAGAUUUCUCUGACUUUACAUAAUAGAAAUAUAUAACUAAAAAGAGUUUGCACCAAUAUCCAAAAUUGAUCUAUUCAAAUUGGACCAAUUUUUUGAUAAGUCAAGCCACACGAAUAUAAGGUUGACUUUUUAAGAUUUCUCACACUAAAAUAUAAAGAUACACACCAACAUAUAAAGCCUUGAACUACUACUUUGGAUUUUUGUGGCAGGCAUUCCCAAAGGGAUCACCUCUGGUGCCUGAUAUAUCAAGAGCAGUGUUAAGUGUGAUGGAAAGUGACAGUAUGACAAGAAUUAUUGAUAAGUGGUUCAGUAAUGAGACAGAUUGUUCCCAGCAAGAUGGAACUCUACUGGCAUCAGAAUCAGAUAGCCUAUCACUGGAUAGUUUCAAGGGAAUUUUCCUAAUAGCUGGUCUGGCAGCAUUUUCUGCUCUUCUCAUCUUCUUUUUCAACUUCCUCUAUCAGAACAAAGAGAUCUUAGCAUCUGAUGAUGAUUCAACCUGGCAAAAAGUAUGCACAUUAGCUCUAACCUUUUGGAAAGUAAAUAAGGUCGCGCCUGAAGGUAAUGGAAAUUCUGGAGAAGGAAAUGAGAUAAUAGGAUCGCCUAAUGCAGAUCAAGAGAUUAUUUCAGUAACACGAGAUACGGAUGAAGAAAUAUAACAAGCUAUAACUAUCACACCCUGAAAUCAGGCUUACCCAUAAAUGGGGUUCAGAUUGGUUAUAUAUUGAAGUAACCAUAAAUUGACGAAACAAACCAAUGGUUCAAGUGGCUUGUUACAUCCUAAACUUGCUAAUAUCCAUUCAGUUAAGUCGGGUGGGGUGGUUGGAACUGUCUAGGUCGAGUUGGGGUUACAAAAACAAUAAAUAUAGGAAGACUUCCUGUAGAAACUUUAGUCAUGGGUCACAACAAAUGUUUACACUCUGUUCACAACACGUAUAAUCCAUUCAGUGAUAGCACAUUCAUGUGGUGACAGACUUUUCAUGCCAGUUAUCUUCUUCAAGCAAGCUAGUUGUACAGAGAAGUAGAAGUGUAGAACAAAGUGUAAUUUGAUUAAUUUUAUUAUGUUGUACCUGAACCUGUAUAAGAGUUAUCAAUUGAUUAUACGUGUUGCGAACAGAGUGUAAAUUAUAAAUGUUUGUAAAUAAUCAAUUAUGUCACCGAUAACUUCCUUUCCAGGCACUGAAUAGUAUUAUAUCUAUUAUUUC
Molecule: messenger RNA, 3938 nt
Organism: Cuscuta epithymum
Lineage: Eukaryota; Viridiplantae; Streptophyta; Magnoliopsida; Solanales; Convolvulaceae
Source: the annotation of a GenBank genome assembly